Messenger RNA from Closterium sp. Naga37s-1, 3456 nucleotides. The record is from the annotation of a GenBank genome assembly. Lineage: Eukaryota; Viridiplantae; Streptophyta; Zygnematophyceae; Desmidiales; Closteriaceae.
AUGCGAUCGGCGCGCGCGGCCGACGGGGGGAUGACAACAGGAGGAGCCGGGGGAGGGGGGCUGGGGGUGGGGGGAGCGGCGGGGGUGGGAGGGGGGGCGAGGACCCCGUCGCGGGUGGCGCCGCUGGCGGUGGAUGGGGGGGGCGCGGUGGGCGUGGGAGGGGGCGCGAGCGCGGCGCUGAAGCGGGCGAGUGCGGCGGAUAGGGAGGCGGCGCAGGCGACGGCGAUGGCGAUGGCGAGGUUGAUCCCGGGGCAGGAGGGGGGUGUGGCGGCGGGGCAGUACGCGCCCAUGGACAUGCUGAGGGUGCGGUGGAUCAGCCGCAGUAGGGGGUGGGCGCCCUCAGCGAUUGCCAGCUAUGUGUGCGUGAGAGGGGGGCAGGGGGCGGGGAGCGGGGAGGAGAUGGGGAGGAGCGAGGGGAGGAGAGAGGGGCGGAGAGGCGAGGGGUGGAUGGGGGAGAAGAGUGGUUAUGUGGGUGGGGGGAGGAAUGGCGCGUACCCCCCUCCGCGCGCCCCAUCCGACCUACCCCACCUGGAGCCCCUCCGCACAGUAGCAGACAGGAGCGCUGCCGCAGUGCUGCUGGGGGUGCACGUGGUGCAGCUGGAGGCAGAGGGCAGCCCCGACCUGCUGCACUUCGACACCGUCACCGGCACCGUGGACCCCGUGCUCGUGCGCAACCACAUCCGCCAUAUCACCAUCACCAAGCGCCUCAAGGCCGACCCCACGGGUGCGGCAGGAGACGGGUUACAGAGCUCCAUGAAGCGCCGCCGCCCGCUCUUCCAAUACCGCUACUACAGCGAGCAGCAGCCGCUGAGGCUGAGCGAGGGAGAGAUGGAGGAGGUGAUGGCAGCCGUGUGCUCCGUGGCGGCCACCGCAGCAGCGGGGGGCGCAGGGGGCGCGGGCGGGCACGGGUCCGCGCGCCUCUCGUCCCCCGCGCACCACAUGGUGCCACAGGUGGACCCUGCUGACGUGGCCGCGUCCGUGCUCAUCAAGAUGCUCAUUGACAUGUACCUUGUGGACCCUCGCUCUGCAGCGCCCCUCGCGCUCUCCAUGAUGCAUACACUCCUUUCCUCCAACAAACCGACCGUCCGCGUGCGGGCAUUCGACCUGAUGCUGAACCUGGGAGUGCACGCGCACCUGCUGCACCCGCUGCCAGUGGAGGACGAGGCGGGGCAGCCCUACUCCUCCGACGCCGAUGCCGCCGAGGCGGAGCGCGGGGCCGUGCGCAGGGCGGCAGCCGUGACCAUGUUUGAGGAGUGGCUGCUGGGGCUGCUCUGCGACAUGGCGCUCUACCUCGUGCAGGUGGAGGAGAGCGAUGAGAGUGUGUGGGCAGCGGCGCUCAGCUGUCUGCUCUACCUCACGUGCGACCGCGGCAGGACGGUUUUCCAUCGCCUCGCGCUGCUGGAUGUCCGGGUCCUAGCAUCGCUAUUGGAGAUCAGCAUAGUGCACGGGUGGGCGCAGGCAGUGCACACGCACCUAGUGCGCAUGCUCGCCUGCCUGCUCUACGCAGCACCGCACCACAUCGCGCAGCACCCACCAGGGCGCGCGUUUGAGGCAGCGAGGGACGGGCUGCGGCUGGACGUGAAGCAGCUGGAGCGCGUGGGGGGCAUCUCCUUCAUCUGCUGCCACUACGCAGCAUCACAGGAGGUGGAGGCGAGGCGCAACCUGUUUGCAGUGGUGAUGGACUAUGUGGCACUGCUGUGCCGCCUGCACCCGCACCCACACCACCCCGACCACCCUCCGCCCUCCGAGGCGGAGCUAGCAGCGGUGGUGGCGGCGCUGGUGGCAGCGGGGGCGCCAGAGGCGCUGGUGGUGGCGCUCAAGGCGCCCUCGCCCCCGGCAGGCCCCAUCGGCGCUGCUCUCGCGCGCACCAUCGCUGCCCCCCUCCCCCCGGACACCUCCGCUGCCGGCUUUUCCCUGCAGGCCCUGCACCUAGUGACAGACACAUUGGACGAUCUGAUCUCAGCGCACCUGCGCCUGCGCCCCGAGUUCACUGCCAUGCUGCAAUGCACCCUCGCCAGCGACGGCCCUCCUCCCGACCCUGCCCCUUCCUCCACCGCGGGGGCCAACGGUGGCGCUGGUGGUGGUGCGGACGAGGCGGAGGUGGGGAAAGAGCGGCGCGCGUGGGGCACGCUGCGGGCGCUGCUGCACUCGCAGCGGGCCGUGGACCGGCGCAACGGCCUCACAUGGCUGCUGCACCUGCUGCUGCAGCAACUGCCCAACCUCGCUCCCUACCAGCAGCCCCUGCUCGCGGACCCACAGGACGGCCAGCAGCAGCAGCAGAGGGGGCGGGCCGGGCAGCUUAUGGUUUUAUACCGGCAAUUGGCCCAGCUGGAGCAAGGGGAGGCGGGGGAGGAGGGGGGAGGCGGGGGCGGCAUGGGGAUGGGCAUGGGGGGAGGGGCAGGCGGUGGGGGGGGAGGGGGAGGGCGGAGGGCAGGCGUGUCAGGUGCGGUGCAGCUGAUGCUAGAACUAGUACGAUCAGACAACACGGCAGUGAGGCGGGGGUUCGUGACAGUGCUAGAGCAGCUGCUGCUGCUGCACGCUGCGGAAACCGAGCAGGAGUCGAGAGAAAGCCGCGGCGCGGCACACGCCGCUGCAGCUGCAGCAGCAGAAGCUCCCGAGGGGCCCAUGGGGAUGGAGGAGCGGCGGGCAGCGGACGAAGCCGCGGCAGCAGCAUCAGCAGUGCAGCACCAAGGCGCACAGGACUUACUAGCCGUAAUGAGCAGUGCACUGUGGCAAGUAAUGUCCUGUAACGACAGCGACCGAGUGAACAUCCUCCAGAUGUGCUCCGUCAUGCUCUGGCAGCUCUGCGUACCCCGCUUCCUCCCCACCGCGCAAGUCGUUGAACCGGGCAGCCCGGUCCCCAGCCCUGGAGGUAGCAGCUGGCUGGUGAACCCGCGCGUGGCAGCAGUAGCGGGAGGGGAAGGCGGCGGUGCAAUGAGCCCGCCGUAUGCGGCCGAAGAGAGUGAGUCCAUGGCUCGGCUCUUCCUGCUGCGCAGGGCAGCAGCGGCGAGGGAGCUGCUAGCAGCGCUGCCGACGGCGCUGCUGUACUGGCCGCUCAUGCAGCUGGCGCCGAGCGCCGGGGACCCCAUAGCGCUGGCGACGGCGGUGGGGAGUCACGGGAUUGUGGGUGCGGGGGGGGCGGUGGACGUGCGGGUGGCGCUGCUGCUGCUGCUCAUUGGCAAGUGCAGUGAUAGCAGUGAGGCGCUGGAGGAGGUUGGAGGGGAUGCCUUCUUCCGGUCGCUGCUCGAUGAUCCCGAUGCCCGCAUUGCCUAUUGGAGCGCUGCCUUCCUUGUCAAGCGCAUGAUGUCUCAGCAACCUGAUGUGUACCGGCGUGCGCUGCACCGCCUUAUUUUCACAGCGCAGCAGACGAACAACGAGAAGCUGCUGGAGAAUCCAUACCUGCAGAUGAGAGGCAUCUUGCAGGACACGCCAGAUGCAUUGCACCUCACUUCCUGA